This is a messenger RNA of Talaromyces marneffei, 213 nucleotides long. RefSeq lists its product as uncharacterized. The record is from RefSeq and is a predicted model, not a curated record. The transcript is spliced from 3 exons. Lineage: Eukaryota; Fungi; Ascomycota; Eurotiomycetes; Eurotiales; Trichocomaceae. Bases 1 to 213 code for a protein of 70 amino acids.
AUGGGGUUCGCAUCCAAAAUCGCAGCCAGUCAAAGCGGCGGAGGGGUCUACUCUGGAGCUCCUCCAGCUGGCUAUACCGGCGGCCCUCCCCCAGCCCAAGGCGGCGCGCCUCAAUAUCAGCCAGGCCAACAGCAGUACCAGGCAUAUCAACCCUCUCAGCCACAAGGAGGACAGCAGACCCCGGUAGGUCCAUAUUUAUUUUCUUCGUAUUAA